AUGGGUGCCAUUGACUCUGCUUUGGAUGUUUGGAAUGGAAAGACCGAGUUGGCGAUUGACCCCGAGACCCCCGAAGAUCUUGAACGCAAACUGAGAGAGGGUGUGGAACUUGCCAGUAACAAAUUAAGUCAAUCGGGAACUACUAGUACAGAGAUUGGCUGUGAUGAUUCUGGGCGAAAAAAGUGUGCAACGUUGGGCGGAGCUGUUCUUCAUUGCUAUCGCGGGAAAUCAACAAAUCGAGCUCGAAAAUGGAAGCGGUCGUAUCAGGAACUACAUGUACGAACAAGAUCCCACAGGAGAGCUGAGCUCUUUGACGAGUUGGUCAAGUUUGACAAAGAUUGCCCCAAGAUCACGUUGCGGAAUUCAAGUCAAGGAAACACGGGCAGACCCCAGGCAUCCGCCCCUUGA
Molecule: messenger RNA, 408 nt
Organism: Seminavis robusta
Lineage: Eukaryota; Bacillariophyta; Bacillariophyceae; Naviculales; Naviculaceae
Source: the annotation of a GenBank genome assembly